GAGGCGGGGCCAGCGCCGCUGCCGGGUGCUGGAGGCGCCAUUGGAGCCGGCUUGGCUUGUGAGCUCCGCUGAGGAGCCGGAGGUUGGGCCGCAGUUAGCUCCGCGUCCGCUCCUGGUUCCUGGCCCCUCAGCGGCAUGGCGUGCGGGGCGACGUUAAAGCGGCCCAUGGAGUUCGAGGCGGCGCUGCUGAGCCCUGGUUCCCCGAAGCGGCGGCGCUGCGCCCCUCUGCCCGGCCCCACUCCGGGCCUCAGGCCCCCGGACGCCGAGCCGCCGCCGCUUCUCCAGACGCAGACCCCACCGCCGACUCUGCAGCAGCCCGCCCCGCCCGGCAUUCUUUACCAAAUGAGCAUUGAGUACGGGCUCACGUUGUUGCGGCAUCAGAACUGUUUUUCUAUCUUUAAAAAAGAAGAAAAACCUCGAUUUGUCUUUUGGCCAGGUUCCUCCUGGAUGAAGAAGGACCAGCCCACCUUUACCCUCCGACAAGUUGGAAUAAUAUGUGAGCGUCUCUUAAAAGACUAUGAAGAUAAAAUCCGGGAGGAGUAUGAGCAGAUCCUCAAUACCAGACUAGCAGAACAGUAUGAAUCUUUUGUGAAAUUCACACAUGAUCAGAUUAUGCGACGAUAUGGGACAAGGCCAACAAGCUAUGUGUCCUGAAGCUUUCUUGCAUAUCUGGGUACCAGGUUUGACCUCAAGAGAUGGCUGCUGUACACUUUUUGCAACUGGUUUGAUAUCACAUUUCAGCUCCAACUUUGCAUCCUGAGAACACUUAAAACGUUUCUGCAGGUCCAUUUUAUACAACUUGAAAGACCUUAAAACUUUCUGGUUGCCACAAGCAUAUCUUUCUUUUCUGCUCAUCCAAUAAACAGCUGUGCCCUACUGUGAUAGAUUUUCCAAACAAAAAUACCUGGAGCAGCAGUUUAGCAAAAUAUGCCCUCACUGGCACUCAACAAAUGGAGUUUCCCCAAGCACAGUUCUGUAAGAAGUGUGUGUGAGAGUGUGUGUAUGUGUGUGUGUGUGUGUAUUUUAAGUUAUUAUUUGUAUUGUGCAAAUUUUUUUGAUCUUGGGGAUUCUGGCUGUGAAUUUGAUGCACGACAAUUAUGGUUAAAAACAUUUGCUUGGUCUACGGAAGAUCAUUCAUGUUUUGUGACCAUAUAAGUUGUUAACGGUGGAUUGUUUUAUGUUGUAGGUAUUAUUGUUAAAUACAGGGACUGUUUCCAGGCACAGAAUAUGAAUCAUAAGUUAGGAUGGACAUUAGAUGUGAUGAUGAUGACAUAGCAAAGGUCUGUGGUCCUAGGUCUACAAAUGCGUGGUGAGGAAUUAGGACAAACUGGAGACGGGCUGUUUGACACAUGGACUCUGCCUCGCCGUGUUGAAAAAUACUUUGACUCCAAGCCUUAAAAUACCCACGUGGAGUCUGUGCUCCCCUCAGUCACACAGAGAGCCCCCUGGACGCUGAACCUCUAAAAAGAAAAAGUCUCCCCGGAGCAGGAGCAUCAGGGUUUGCUUGGGAGCACAAGAGAGGCGAGCGUGGGCUGGGCCAGGCCCUGGUGGCCCUGCUACGUGGGAGGAGCCAGCUUGCCUUUGUAUCGGUUAUUAAACACAGAAUUUGGAUUCUUUGUUCAGGCUCCCCAAAUUCUUUUUAAGAAGCGACCAUGUUCAACUGCUUGAGCUUUGUUUUGGCAACCCCCUGCCCCAAGUUGCUUACAGACUGUUCUUCACCUUGUUUCCAAGGCUGUGGAACAGAAAGUAGCCUCUGUUUUGAGGAGGUGGAAGUUAAAAGUAUACAUUUAUUUUUUACUGUGACUUGUUCAGGACCACAUUUUACAAAAUGCCUUGUUUCCUUUAUUAUUGUUUCUGGAAAGGAAAGUUCUAUUAAAAUUGUUUUAGUUUGAAUAUAGAAUAGUUUUAUUAAUUAGGGCUUAUUUUGAAAAAUUCUGAGUUUAAUUCAAGUGUAUGCCAGUACCUUCCAAAGUAAGGUAAUAUUCAGAGACAGUUGUUCUGAUCAGAUGGCUUAGAGAAAUUCUGGAAUAUUCAUAUUCGAAGAUUCCUUAUUAAUGAAUGUCUUUGACUUAAAUCUAACCAAAAACUGCAACAUUAUUCUUUGUACAUUUUCAUUAUAUAGUGUUAACAAGCUUAGUUGCAAACAAAUAAAAUACUUAAGCUAUUUGUUUACCUUGCCUUCUU
Messenger RNA from Ailuropoda melanoleuca (giant panda), 2184 nucleotides. It is a transcript of the gene AKIRIN1, whose product is annotated as akirin 1. Gene Ontology annotation, molecular function: transcription coregulator activity. The coding region runs from base 136 to 654 and encodes 172 amino acids. Gene Ontology annotation, biological process: positive regulation of lamellipodium assembly; positive regulation of transcription by RNA polymerase II; positive regulation of myoblast differentiation. Gene Ontology annotation, cellular component: chromatin; nucleus. The transcript has 5 exons. Lineage: Eukaryota; Metazoa; Chordata; Mammalia; Carnivora; Ursidae. The record is from RefSeq and is a predicted model, not a curated record.